Sporothrix brasiliensis 5110 is the source of this 591-nucleotide messenger RNA. RefSeq names its product ubiquitin-conjugating enzyme (huntingtin interacting protein 2). The record is from RefSeq and is a predicted model, not a curated record. Gene Ontology annotation, molecular function: protein binding. Bases 1 to 591 code for a protein of 196 amino acids. The transcript has 3 exons. Lineage: Eukaryota; Fungi; Ascomycota; Sordariomycetes; Ophiostomatales; Ophiostomataceae.
AUGCCGUCGAGUCGAGACCACCGCAUUGCCCGCGAGCUGCUGGACAUUGAAAAGGACAAGGACAACUCGGGCGUUUUCGCACACUCCGUUGAUGGCGUCCGUCUGGACCGUCUCAAGGGUUCGUUCCCUGGGCCACCAGACACACCAUACGCCACUGGUACAUUUGUCGUCAACAUCACGGUCCCGGAACAGUAUCCUUUCAAAGCACCCGAGAUCAGAUUUGAAACUCGGGUCUGGCACCCCAAUAUCAGCAGCCAAACUGAUGCCGAGGUCGCCAGCAUGCUGCUAGGAAAUCCGGAGCAGUUCAAACUUGUCGCGCACGACUGGGCCGUGCGCUACGCCGGCGCCACGCGUGUUCUGCCGCAGCCAGGGACCUUGGGCCCUUUUCAGACCCCCUCGCCGGCGGUGGACCCCAGAAGCUAUGCUGGUUACAACAAGAAUCUCGUGGACCGCUUUGCCGAUAUGGGCUUCUCUGUGGCUUCUGUUGUCGCAGCUUUUACGCAACUCGGAGUCGAUCGUCGUGACGGCAGAGAUUACGAGAUGGAGCCUGGCCUUAUUGGCGAUGUCACGUCCUGCUUGUUCAACGAAUAG